AAUGCUAACGCGCAAAUGUAACACACAACGCUCCCUGUGGUCGCCAGACCGAGGCUCGUUCUGCUGCCGCUCACUGGCACAGCAUUUCCACCGCGCUCUCCCCUGCGCUGCGACAUACCACCCACGAUGAGCGCCGGCUACGCAGACGACAUGGACUCGCUGCCCGUCUUCUACAUCGGCCAGCACGAGAGCAAGCGCGCGCUGGACGUGUCGGCCGAGCUCGUGCACCACGCGCAGGACCUGGGCUAUGACAUGCUCUCGAGCCCCAUUACCAACGACCACUUCCACACCCGCGUCCUCGGCCUGCUGCGUUCCUACACCCACGCCGCCUCGAGCGCUGCCCAGCCGCUGCCGCUCCCGCUCAUCGCCGCCCUCGAGAGCCUCGACACCCCGCUGGGCCCGGCCGAGACCAUCAGCCAGCUGGUCACGUACUCGAGCUCGUGGAUCGACCUCUCCUCCCCGGACCCCGUCAUCGCGCACCUCUCGCGCCAGGUGCUGCACCUCGAGGUCGCCUAUGCAUCCUUCUGCGGCGCCGUCAACAUGGUCGUGCCUGGCCCGCGCCUCUCCCACGGCCAGAAUGGCGUGGCACAGUAUGCACGCGCACUCAAGGAGGCCAUGUCCACCGGCGCAUACGUCCAGUUCCACAUCCUCAUGCCUGUGGACGGCACCAAGACUGCAGUCGACGACCAGGAAGAGCUGGGCGACCUCAAGCGCUUCGCGAGGCCCGAGUUUGGCGCACAGCAGAACAGCAGCACAGAUGUCUGGAGCUCGUGGGAGGCUUGGAACACGAUCAGGUCGAUCUGCAAGUACCACUCCAGACUGUCACUCGCUCUCGAGCUGCCACGCAAGCUGCCCUCCCUGGCGAUACAGGCGCGCUGGUUCUCUGAGCCUGUCCGUCUCGUCACCAUACCCUCUGCGUCCUUCCUCGUCAACGCCCGGGGAUCGUUCGUGCUGUCCAAAGCACACCAAUGGUUCCUCUUCCGCUUCGCGCGUCUGCGCUCGUCUCCGUGGCUGUUGCUGUCAGACAUUGGCCCGCUGCCGGGCAUCGAUGACCCCGACAUGAUCAUGUCCUACUCGACCGGCCAUCUGUCACCUUCGACCGCCGAGGACGCUGAUCCGUCCGCUGAGCCCACGCCCGCCGAGGCAGCGCAGCUGAAGAAGAAAGCUGCGAAGGUCAGUAGCAGCGGCAGCGGCGGCAGCGGCGGCGGCAGCAGCAGCAGCGACCCGACGCCGCACCUCAGCUACCUGCGCUACCUCCAGCGCAACCAGCCCCCGAAGAGCCAGAUCGAGCGGUUCGGCGGAGGAUUCCAGGACUAUCUGCAGAGUCCGUUGCAGCCUCUGUCCGACAACCUCGAGUCCAUCACCUACGAAGUCUUCGAGAAGGACCCCAUCAAGUAUGCCUGGUACGAACGUGCGACUGCGCAAGCCUUGAAGGAUUGGCACAGCCAGAAAAAGUCCACCAGCUCGGACAACGGUGCCGUAGUUGUUGCUGUGGUUGGUUCAGGUCGCGGUCCGCUCGUCACGCGGGCAUUGAAUGCCAGCGCCAGCAGCGGCGUGCCUGUCAAGGUCUACGCAAUCGAGAAGAAUCCCAACGCCUAUGUCCUGCUGCAGCGACGCAACAUGGACACCUGGGGUGGCCGGGUUACUGUAGUCAAGACAGACAUGCGCGCCUGGAAAGGACCAUCGCAGCCAGACGGCACGUUCGGCAAGGUGGACAUCUUGAUCAGCGAGCUGCUGGGUAGCUUUGCCGACAACGAGCUGUCUCCCGAGUGUCUCGACGGCGUCCAGCAUGUCCUCAACACUGAGCACGGCAUUUCGAUACCAUCCAGCUACACGGCGCAUUUCACACCACUCGCGACGCCGAAGCUCUGGGCAGACAUCCACGGCCGCAGCACCAGCGUUGACCCCAAUGCUUUUGAUAUUCCGUGGGUUGUUAUGCUUUCGCAGUUUGACUACCUUUCCACCACCACCACGGCCGAGACCAGCGCCUCCCAGCAACUGACCAACGGCACUAAGAUGAACCAUUUCAACCUGGAGGCCCCUCUUGCGCCCAUCGUCCGCACGGCCUGGGAGUUCUCGCAUCCCCUGCCACCCAGCGUACUCACGCAGUCAGCCUUGCGUAGGGGCGGAUCUGCAGUGGGUGGUGGAGGUGGCUUCAUUGGCGGCGAUGGUGCCAACGAGCACAACUACCGAGACUGCAGGAUCUCCUUCCCCAUCCGCGAACAGGGCGUGUGCCACGGUCUCGGCGGUUACUUCGAGACGGUGCUUUACAGCGGCUCUGAAGGGCCUGUCGAGCUGUCAACAAAUCCGGUGACAAUGGACGCCAAAUCUAAGGACAUGAUUUCUUGGUUCCCCAUAUUCUUCCCGCUGAAGACACCCAUGCAUUUGCCCGCGGGCUCCGAGGUCGAGGUCAGCAUGUGGCGCCAGACAGACGAUCGGAAGGUGUGGUACGAGUGGCUUGUCGAGAGUUUCAUGACGGUCAACGGGCAGAGGAUCGGGCUUGGCGUAUCUGACUUGCACUCGAGCAAGAGCAGUGGAUGCUUGAUGUAGACAUGACAGAAUACCCAAAAGUUGUCC
Macroventuria anomochaeta is the source of this 2577-nucleotide messenger RNA. Its product is annotated as protein arginine N-methyltransferase HSL7. Gene Ontology annotation, cellular component: nucleus; cytosol. Gene Ontology annotation, biological process: regulation of DNA-templated transcription; peptidyl-arginine N-methylation. Bases 127 to 2550 code for a protein of 807 amino acids. The record is from RefSeq and is a predicted model, not a curated record. The transcript is spliced from 3 exons. NCBI's taxonomy places the organism in Eukaryota, Fungi, Ascomycota, Dothideomycetes, Pleosporales, Didymellaceae.